AUUCGAGACCUUGUCAAUUCGAAUGCUUUCUUGCUGAGGAAGACAAAUAGAGAAGGAAACACUCCUUUGCAUGUUGCAGUGAUCCAUGGUAACAAAGAAGUUGCCAAAUUCCUCAUUCAGAGAUCCGGAAGUGGCCUAUUACAACAACAAGACUGGCAGGUCUCCUUUAUAUCUGGCUGUUGAGAAUCGCGACAGAAGCGGGAUUCUUGAUGAUCUCUUGAAUACGGAAGCUCCGAUCCCUACAGAAAGAGAAGAUGGAGAUUCACUUGGCAUGCUACCACAAGGAAAGUCCCCUGUUCACGCUGCUGUCGAUAACCGCAUCAUAGGUAUAUUGCAGAAAAUCGAAGAAGCAAAGCCAGAGUUAUUACGUCUCCAUGACAAAGAGUUUGGAAAUCCACUCCAUUAUGCAUCAUCUACAGGCUAUGUGCAAGGAGUUCGAUUCCUAUUAGAAAAGUAUCGUGCCGGUGCCGAUGAAACUGACCAAGAGGGCAACUAUCCUAUUCAUCUUGCAUGCAAGGAAGGCUCGGUUGCUUUGUUAAAGGAAUUCCUGAAAGUUAUUCCCUAUCCAAACGAAUUCAUAAAUAAAAAAAAAGCAGAACAUUCUUCAUGUAGCGGCCCAAAAUGGACAUGGCUCUUUGAUUAUGUACAUACUCGAACAGGAUCAGAAGAUCGUAGAAACACUGCUAAAUGCGAUGGAUGAGGAUGGAAACACACCUUUGCAUUUGGCAACAAAUCUCGGCCAGUCCGCGCCUGUAUUUGUUCUUGUGCGUGACAAACGCGUUUAUCGUCAUGCUGUUAACAAUAACGGUUUGACACCGUAUGAACUUGGUAGAAAACAAUCCACAAUAGUGGUACAGCGAUAUGAAGGAACGGAUGAAACGUUUGCUGAGGAGCGACAGCACUUUGAUUCAAAUAACAGGGUGGAAGGGACCGAGGACAAACCAGCUGAUCAAAACAAGCAAGAC
This is a messenger RNA of Populus euphratica (Euphrates poplar), 965 nucleotides long. RefSeq names its product ankyrin repeat-containing protein C6C3.08-like. NCBI's taxonomy places the organism in Eukaryota, Viridiplantae, Streptophyta, Magnoliopsida, Malpighiales, Salicaceae. Gene Ontology annotation, molecular function: protein binding. The record is from RefSeq and is a predicted model, not a curated record.